Molecule: messenger RNA, 2722 nt
Organism: Triticum urartu
Lineage: Eukaryota; Viridiplantae; Streptophyta; Magnoliopsida; Poales; Poaceae
Product: S-adenosyl-L-methionine-dependent methyltransferases superfamily protein
Cellular component (GO): endosome; trans-Golgi network; cytoplasm
Molecular function (GO): methyltransferase activity
Source: RefSeq, a predicted model, not a curated record
ACCACUGACUAACCAUGCACACGAACAAGUUUCUUCAAGCCAGAAAAAAUGACGCAAACCACCUUAGAAAAAUGGUGAAAACAACCGAGGAACGGUAGCAACCAACUGGUUCUUCUUCCCGGAUUUCCUCUGCCUCCCCCCCACAGUCCACGCCACCGCCACCAACCACUCCGGUCCGCCCCCGCUCCCUCUCCACUCCACCGACAGCCGCCGCCGGCCGCAUGACGGUGUUCCGGGGCCCUCCGGGCCGGCCCUCGGCGCUCGUGAGCUGGUGGAGGAGGCGCCCGCCGCUGGGCUUCGCCGCCAAGGUCUCCAUCGCCAUCGCGCUCGGCCUCUCCUUCGUCGUCACCUGGACCACGCUCGCCCCGACCUCCUCCUCCCAGCAGAUCUCCACCGAGCGCACCUACUUCGCCGCCGACGUCGCCGACCCGCCCCCUGGAGCGCUGCCCGCCCCCCGCAACGCCACCGCCCGCGCCGCCCACAGGAAGCCCCGCCCCGCCAGCCCCCGCGCCCGCAAGAAGCACCGCUCCCCGCCUAGAUCCCGCCGCCCCAAUGCCACCCCCUCGCCCGACGCCGCCGCCGCGCUCAAGUCCAACCUCACCGACCCGGAACAAGCCAACAAGCCGGAGCCGGAGUGGGAGUGGGAGGACGAGCAGGAGCCGGAGCUGUCCGUGCCGGAGGACGACGCGGACGCCACGAGCAAGGCGCCCAAGGAGGAGGAGGACGACAAGGCGCCGGCCCUGGAAUGGGCCGACGAAUCCAGCGAGCUAGACGCCGAGGAGGAGGAGGACCCGGAGGCGGCCAAGGGCAAGGCUUCCAAGAAGAAGAGGAAGCUGCCGCCUCUCUUCAGCCCGGCCGCGCAUUACCACUGGAAGCUCUGCGGCGCCAAGAGCGGCCACCACUACACCCCCUGCGUGGAUUUCGAUGGGGAUGGGAGCCAGAGGCACCACCAGCGGAGCUGCCCGAGGUCGCCGGUGACGUGCCUGGUGUCGCUGCCAAAGGAGUACAAGCUGCCUGCUCCAUGGCCGGAGAGGAAGGAGAAGGUUUGGUAUGGGAAUGUUGGACAUCCUAGGUUGUCGAGCUAUGCUAAGGACCACAGCUGGCUGAAUCGGACCGGCGAGCACCUGGUGUUCCCGCCGGAGGAAUCGGAGUUCAAAGGCGGCGCACAACAUUAUAUCGACACGAUUGAUGAGAUGGCACCUGAUCUUGAUUGGGGUAAAAAUAUUCGCAUAGCAUUGGACAUUGGAUGCAAAAGUGCUGGAUUCGGAGUUGCUCUACUCGAGAAGGAUGUGAUUACACUAUCAUUAGGCCUUACAAAUGACCAGACAGACCUUGCACAAGUUGCCCUUGAACGCGGCAUCCCUGCAACAAUUGGCAGUCUGGGAUCAAGAAGAUUACCCUUUCCUAGUGGUUCAUUUGAUAUCAUCCACUGUAGAGAAUGCAACAUACCGUGGCAUUCUAAUGGCGGAAAGCUUCUCAUAGAGAUGAAUAGGAUCCUUCGCCCAGGAGGAUACUUUGUUAUCUCAAGCAGACAUGGUGACCUCGAGAGUGAAGAAGGAAUAUCAGCUUCAAUGGCCGCGGUUUGUUGGAACGUGAUAGCUUACAACAGUGAUGAUGUCAGCGAGCUUGGAGUAAAGAUAUUUCAGCGACCAGCCUCAAAUGAUGAGUAUGACCUGAGAGCAAAAAAAGAUCCUCCAUUUUGCAAGGAAGAGCAAAACAAAGCUACUGCAUGGUACACUCCAAUCAAGCAUUGCCUGCACAAAGCUCCUGCUGGUAUUGAAGAAAGAGGCAGUGAGUGGCCUGAGGAAUGGCCCAAGAGGCUCGAGACUUUUCCUGACUGGCUUGGGGACCUGCAGACAAGGGUGUCUGCUGAUCAUAGCCACUGGAAGGCCGUCGUUGAGAAAUCGUAUCUGGAUGGCUUGGGUAUUAAUUGGACUAAUAUCCGAAACGUACUGGAUAUGAAAGCUGUAUAUGGAGGAUUUGCUGCGGCUUUGUCAUCCGAAAAAGUUUGGGUCAUGAAUGUUGUCCCCGUGCAUGCUCCAGACACGCUACCUGUAAUCUUUGAGCGCGGGCUGAUCGGCGUUUAUCACGACUGGUGCGAACCAUUUAGCACAUAUCCAAGGUCCUACGAUCUUCUUCACGCCGACCAUUUGUUCUCACGGUUGAAGAACAGAUGCAAGGAGCCUGCCUCGAUCUUGGUCGAGAUGGACCGGAUCCUGAGACCCGGAGGCUGGGCCAUCAUCCGGGAGAAACUCGAGAUUCUCGACCCGUUGGAGGCGAUCCUGAAGUCGCUGCACUGGGAGAUCGUGAUGACCUUCAGGAAGGACAAGGAGGGCAUCAUGUCUGUAAAGAAAACAACGUGGCGACCGUGAGCUAUCGCGUCGAAUCACAAGGCGCACAAAUUUUUGAUGUGGUACAGACAUAGUUUUGAUUCUCCUGGUUGUUGAUCUGGGUUGAAGGCACCCGAUUCGUUCAUUUGUUGGCUUCCACGACCAUGUACCGCGCGCACACACACGCGUUUGCGACAGUGUUACUCUCGUCAGUUCCGUCUUGAACAGCAUCCAGCUUUAGGUUCAGAGAAGGUGCUGGAUAGGUCGUGUAAAAGGAUGUGCUGUGCUGUGUCGUUUCUGAACAUUGUAAUUGUAACAAUGUGUAAAAGGAUGUAAAGCUUCUGAACAUUGUAAAUGGAUCUGUACAAGGAUGUAGAAGAGUUGUUGAUCAA